UUAGUACUAGUAGUAAAGUAGUAGUGGUAGUUUAGUACUAGAAGUAAAGUAGUAAUGGUAGUUUAGUACUAGUAGUAAAGUAGUAGUGGUAGUUUAGUACUAGAAGUAAAGUAGUAAUGGUAGUUUAGUACUAAUAGUAAAGUAACCUUUCUGUAUAUUAUUCAUCGGUGUUUUGCGUUACAUGAACAUUAUUAACAGAUACGUACGUCAGGUGCACUAACACAUUUUUGCUCCACAGAGAUGCAGCGAUGCAGCUGGUGAAUGCUACAAGGAUUCUCGCAGUCGCCCAGGAGUCGGCAGAGUUUUGUUCUAGGUCUCCAGAGUACAGCGCCCCCUACCCCUGCAGUGUCCUUGUGUCCUGGACCUUCGAUGGUGGUGACAGUCUGAAAAAGGACGAGUUGGAGCUCUUCGCCAAGACCAUGUGUCACCACGUCUGGAAUGUCCACAAGAAGGGCAAGACUGAGGGUGAAGGGAAUGAGAGGUAUCAGCUGGUGGAGGAGGAGCAAGGCCACACCUGCACCCUGGAGUUCACCCUGCGCCCCAAGCCCCACCCACACCUGCUGCUCCACUGGGUGACGCUGGACAGGCCUGCAGAGGGGAAGGAGAAGGCCAGGGAGGAGGUCGAAGGGGAGACCGCCCAUGACAAGAUGCAACGUUUCACUGUGAUGUACUCGAGAGGUUGACUUGUAAUCUCCAUCUUGCUCAAUUAGCCCAGGACUCAUAACUACGACAAUAUGGCAACUGUAGUGUGCUAUAUAUAUACUCAAAAUGACCAUGUGCCAAGUGUAUUUCGUUUUCAGAUGCAACGUUUCACUGUGAUGUACUCGAGAGGUUGGCUUGUAAUCUCCAUCUUGCUCAAUUAGCCCAGGACUCAUAACUACGACAAUAUGGCAACUGUAGUGCGCUAUAUAUAUACUCAAAAUUACCACGUGCCAAGUGUACUUAAGUUUUUAGAUCCAACGUUUCACUGUGAUGUACUCGAGAGGUUGACUUGUAAUCUCCAUCUUGCUCAGUUAGCCUAGAACUCAUAAUGCUGCCAUGGAUGCUGAGAAAAGCCUCCUUGAAUUCUAAGUAACUUUUAAGGAGAGCAAAGAGUGGGAUUAAUAGGAUUCUCGCACUAGGCAGUAAGGUAAUAGUGUAGUGUUAAGUCAUAAGGUUGGAACUGCACUGGGCUAAUGUUAGAAGGAUUGGGAAGAACAGAGAGGAGAAAGGGAUUGGGAAGGAGUGAGAGAGGAAGGUUGAAACUGUACUGGACUAAAUGUUAUGAGAAGGAUUGGGAAAGAAUAGAGAUAAUAAAGAGAUUGGGAAAGGAGUGAGAGAGGAAGGUUGAAACUGUACUGGGCUAAUGUUAGAAGAAGGAUUGGGAAGAGGAGAGAGGAGAAAGGGAUUAGGGAAGGAUUGAGAGGAAGAUUGAAACUACUGGGGCAAAUGGUAUGAGGAGGAGAAGGAUUGGGAAAGAAUAAAGAGGAGAAAGAGAUUGGGAAAGGAGUGAGAGAGGAAGGUUGAAACUGCACUGGGUUAAAUGUUAUGAGAAGAGGGAUCAGGGAAAAGGAGAGGGAAGAAGAAAGGGAUUGGGGAAGGAGUGAGAAGGGAAGGUUGAAACUGCACUGGGCUAAAUGUUAUGAAAAGAAGGAUCAGGGAAGAGGAGAGGGAAGAAGAAAGGGGUUGGGGAAGGAGUGAGAAGGGAAGGUUGAAACUGCACUGGGCUAAAUGUUAUGAAAAGAAGGAUCAGGAAAGAGGAGAGGGAAGAAGAAAGGGGUUGGGGAAGGAGUGAGAAGGGAAGGUUGAAACUGUAUUGGGCUAAAUAUUAUAAGGAGAAGGAUCAUGAAAGAAGAGAGAAGAAAGUGCUAUGGUUGUAGUUAUGUAUAAUUAGGAAAUAGGGAACAGUUUUGGAAGAAGCUGCAUAGAAGGGAGGGAAUAAGAGAAGUGCAAUAGUGUGUAGAUGUUGGAGACUUGCUGUGGCCAGUCAGUUGAAGGUGCUGUGAGGUAUGAUGGAGAUAGGUUGAGUCUUGUACAAACCCAAGUGUCCUUGCCAGAAUAAGGCUUCAUUCCUUCAUUUGCAAGCAUGUUUAGUGUUAUUUAGUGCAAGGAGAGCUGGAGCAGGGCCUGAGUACAAAUAUAUUCUCAUCUGCAACUUGUUACGGGUAUGAAUUACAGUUUAGUUUUUGUCAUCUCAGUUUUUAGAUGGUACAAAGCAAUGUUACACCAAGUGAUAAGUAUCCUUAAAGAUAUAAAUAUAAGAACAUUUAAGUUGUCAUACUUUAUUUUCAAUAAAUACAUAAAAAAAUA
Molecule: messenger RNA, 2289 nt
Organism: Eriocheir sinensis (Chinese mitten crab)
Lineage: Eukaryota; Metazoa; Arthropoda; Malacostraca; Decapoda; Varunidae
Exons: 5
Coding region: 249-683 (144 amino acids)
Source: RefSeq, a predicted model, not a curated record